CGCAGUCCUCUGGGUCUGCAUGGGUCGCUGCUGCUGCUGCAGCUGCAGCUCGUGACGCGCAGGCGUUGGGAUAGAAACGAGCAGAGGCGCAGCGGGCUGAGUCUGUCUCGUUGUCGCUGGAUCACAGGACCAACAUCAGCAUCAGCAUCCCCAUCAUCAUCCUCUAUCCGCCCGGCCGAGGACAGCCUCUGAGGAAAAGACACGGCAACUGGACAAUCUGAAGGAAGAAAAAAAAAAACCCCCAACGAAAUUAAAAAACAAAAAAGAGCAGCAGAGCCUACAUUUGAAAAUGCUGGCGUGCACAGAGAUGAUCACCAUGUGCCUCCAAUCUGCCAAGCGCGAACACUUGAGGAAGCAGAAGGAGCUGGACCACAACCAAAAUCAAGCCAUCUCCCUGUUCCAUGAUAUAUUCCGCCGGGCAGACAAAAAUGAUGACGGGAAGCUGUCCUUGGAGGAGUUCCAGUCGUACUUCACCGACGGUAUCCUCACUGACGAGCAGAUGCAGGAGCUGUACUUCUCCAUCGACAGGCAGAAGACAGACAACCUGGACAUUGACAAACUCUCAGAGUACUUCAGUCCACACCUGGGAGAAUACGUCAACGUCCUGUCCGCCCUGGAAAAGCUUAACGUGGCCAUUUUGAAGGCCAUGGACAAGACUAAAGAGGAGUAUCAGGGCUCGUCAGUGCUGGGUCAGUUUGUGACGCGCUUCCUGCUGCGGGAGACCACCACCCAGCUACAGUCCCUUCAGUCGUCCCUGGACUGUGCAAUGGAGGCUGUUCACGACCAAGGCUGUACAGGGAAGAGGAUAGUGAAGAAGCCCCAGGACUUGGCUAUCCAGAGGGUGGCCAAACGCCCCGGCCGACGCAUCCAAAAGAACAUGUGUCUCUCUCCUACUGACCCCUACUCUGGCAUGCUCACCACAGGGGUCAGUGUGGAGCCAGACAAUCCCUGGGGCUCCCAGAUCAACCAGCUGGAGCAUCUCAUAGACAAACUGGAGUGCGAGAGUCCACAUCUUGAGCCUCUCAAAGAGGACACGUUAGCGGGGACGUACAAAUCGAACAUUCUUCUUGUUCAGAGACAGAUGUCUGUGAAGGAGAGAGACGUGGAGCAGUUUCAGCAAGCUCUCAAAAUCUACACAGAUGCCACCAGCAGCCAGCUCAACAACCUGCACGUCUCAGUCCAGAACCUGCCAGACAGAUCAUGCUUCAUCAUGUAUGAAUUUUGGCAGGACCGUCUCUCCUGGAUGAGCUAUCUGCAGUCGUCCAUCAGUAAGACCUUCCAGCGCUGCAUUAUCGACUCACUCGAAGAGCCGGAGAUGGUCUCCACCAUGCUCCUCCCAGCCUCUUGGUGGAUCAUGAACAACAACUGACGGAGCAAAUUCAACUCCACAAAAGCAAUUGUACAAUUGUUUUUUUGUUUCCUUUUUGAUCCUUGAUAUCCACUUUUUCUUCUUGUCACGACCAGGAUUGUUUUUGCAAAGCCAUGCUCCAAGGUUAUAAAAAAGAAGGCUGCUGAGAUAUAAAUGAGUAAAACCUUCGGAUAGAAAGAAUUGAGGUAAUGCAAUAUUCUAAUGUAUGAUCACGAUCUGUUCCAAAUAUUCGUUUCCCCAACAGUAUUUGCACAUUUCCUGCUUCUGAUUUAACAGACACACAAGAAAUGAAAAGAAAAAAAAAGAUGCAUGAUUUCUUAUUCCUCUGUGCUAGUUCAUUUAAAUGAAAUAAAUGUACAUCCUAGAGUAGACCUAUUGUCAAUGAUGCCACAAAAAUAGAAACAACUGAUCUGUCCAUCCUUCACUAUCCGACACUCAUCCUUCAGUAUGAACAAAAACAGAAACAGUGGUGCGGUCAACCUGCAUUUUCCCUUGUUCUUUCUGUGGUAUUGUGCUUUGUUUUCUCCCUCAAAGCUUUGCUACCGAGCGUCCAUUAAAUAGAACAAAGUUAAUGGACAAUUGUGGUCCGCAAACUUUUAUCAUCCGCGUGACACGUUUGCACUUUAGGGGGGAAAAAAAGAAACAUGGACCUAAUUGUGACAAGCAAGUGUUUAUUGUAGAUUGUCUAUUGAAAAUGUAGGAUUUACUGCUAUUUAAAUAAGCCAAGAGCUGCACUAACGUGUAGUCAGAUAUAAGCGGAUGAUAAUUAACCAAAUAAUAGCACAGUUUGCCCGCACUGUUACUCUAUACACAAAACUCAAAAGCCAUCAUUUUACAUUUGCAGUUUAACGGCACAGUAAACACAAAUAGAAGUUUAUAUUUUGACAGAAAUUUAGCAGAAACCGUUGUGCUGUGUAAUGAUAUACAACACGAGUUUGUUAAGAUUGUGUACAGUAGUAAAUGAAGGCUGUGUAAGAUGUAAGUAAUUGUCGUAGAACACUGGUAAAUGUACAGUAUGAUAGUAUAAGGAGAGAGAUGAAUGUGUUCACUCUUUCUUUCAUUUCUUUUAUGAAGAAUAUAAAGUUGUCAUGUGGAUGUUUUAUGAUUGUUUUCUGGCAUGAAGUAAUGUUCAUGACAUAUUGAUGACAUGGAAGUAUGCAUUACAUGUCUCUCUUUCCUGACGUUGAAUAAAAUGCUGGUGAAAUGUGA
Scophthalmus maximus (turbot) is the source of this 2578-nucleotide messenger RNA. RefSeq names its product N-terminal EF-hand calcium-binding protein 1. The record is from RefSeq and is a predicted model, not a curated record. Gene Ontology annotation, cellular component: Golgi cis cisterna; cytoplasm; endoplasmic reticulum. Bases 290 to 1369 code for a protein of 359 amino acids. The transcript is spliced from 12 exons. Gene Ontology annotation, molecular function: calcium ion binding. Lineage: Eukaryota; Metazoa; Chordata; Actinopteri; Pleuronectiformes; Scophthalmidae. Gene Ontology annotation, biological process: regulation of amyloid precursor protein biosynthetic process.